CCCCACUCCUCAGUGAUCUACUCCUCACUUCUACUCCGCCUCCUUCUCUUACUUUUCUGUCCGCUUAUCAGCCUUGCCGCAGGCGCCAUCCAAACCAGAUAUAUAAUCCAGCUCCACACUGUCCUCGAACAGCCCGUUAUUCGCUUUGCACCCCUCUCUACUCCUCCGCAAUUUACAACAUCCCUAAUACCAAGUCUACCAUGUCCAAGAAGGAGCUCUGCGCCGCCCUGUGGGGUCAGAUCGUCCAAGACGCAAAGGUUUUCGCACACCAGGUCCUCAGCAAAAUCUCAAGCCAGCAUUCAGUACCGCCUGUAUACCAGUACCAGCAUCAAUACCAACCCCAGCAGUACUAUCAGCAUCCCGAUGUCAAUGUUUCCUACACUAGCACAGUCUCCCUCGUCAACAUCACCACAGCCUCUUCGACCUCCCUCAUGAGCUCUCAUUCAGGAACAGAACACUACAACAUGAUCCAGGACAUGAAUAUGCAAUACGAGACCCUGUGGGAGGCCCAGCUUGCACUCGGCGAGAUUCCCGGCAUGUUCGAGGGAAAUAUUCUGCAGCCAUGCGACGCCCCAUGCUCAUCCCAGCAGCCAUCACAAUCCUUUGAGUACCAGCAAUACAGCUCAUCUCGCUUUGCUUCCGCCUCUUCGUUCUCAACGAACAGUUUCGAAGAACACAUCGAGCAUCCUUUCGACCGCAGUGUCGACAAUGUGGAUGAGAAAGAUGGACAAAGGGCAUCACAACAGCGUUUCAUGAUUGAAGGAAAUUGUUCAUGGAGCUAUUCACCACUAUCAGACGCGCCCAGUGCGUUCCAACAAGAUGAAACAACACUCGAAAUUGCAUUCCCGCGACCAGAUGGCGUGACCAAGAACGACCUUCGCCAUGAUCGCAAAGAUAGCGGGGUCUUUGUCCACGAUGACGAUGAGGGCAUUAUUCUCCACGUCUCACCCAAGUCCACGAGGGCCAUGUUUGAAUUCGAGUCGGACCUUUGCGAAUCCGAGGCAGAGGAAACGUACGACUACAGUCAUGAGGAGGAAGUGGAGGAGGACAAGGUCAGCGGGAAGCGUAUCCUUUCGUUAAGGGAGCAGGUUAUGGGCGACGACUUGUUCCUCAUGGAAAAUGGAUCGCUUCUACUCUCGCACUCGUCGCUGCUGGCUACUGUAUCCUCGCUUUCUUUGCGAACCUAGAUGCGCCCGCUAUUUUUUAUCGCGUCGAUGUAUCCAUAGCUGUAAAAUAGUAUUUCAUUGGGCCCUUUCUGGGUUUGUGCUGGUUACAAACCCCUCCCUUUUGCAUUAAAAUAACAUAGUAGUAAUCUACAACCAAAAGCAACUCCGUUC
Gamsiella multidivaricata is the source of this 1337-nucleotide messenger RNA. RefSeq lists its product as uncharacterized. The transcript has 2 exons. The record is from RefSeq and is a predicted model, not a curated record. The coding region runs from base 201 to 1187 and encodes 328 amino acids. NCBI's taxonomy places the organism in Eukaryota, Fungi, Mortierellomycota, Mortierellomycetes, Mortierellales, Mortierellaceae.